This is a messenger RNA of Aspergillus puulaauensis, 1383 nucleotides long. RefSeq names its product dolichyl-diphosphooligosaccharide-protein glycotransferase (gene WBP1). The coding region runs from base 1 to 1383 and encodes 460 amino acids. The transcript is spliced from 4 exons. The record is from RefSeq and is a predicted model, not a curated record. Gene Ontology annotation, cellular component: endoplasmic reticulum membrane; oligosaccharyltransferase complex. NCBI's taxonomy places the organism in Eukaryota, Fungi, Ascomycota, Eurotiomycetes, Eurotiales, Aspergillaceae.
AUGCGGUGGUGUCCGUCCCUCCUGCUAUUCGGCUUCUUGGCCGCUGUCAAUGCAUUGAGCAGUUCGGGCAAUCGACUGCUUGUGGUUUUGGAAGAAGCUACAGAGAAGGCCCUAUAUUCAACGCUAUGGGGUGAUCUAGAGUCUCGAGGGUAUAACCUGAUCUUCGAAUCACCCAAAAGCGACAAGCUUUCCUUGUUCGACCUGGGGGAGAGAGCCUACGACCAUGUCCUCCUUCUCCCUCCCAAAUCCAAAGGUUUCGGUCCUUCGUUAAGCCCUAAGAACCUCGUCGACUUCCUCAACAAAGAUGGAAACAUCCUCCUCGCGCUCUCCGGCACGUCCACAACACCCAGUGCCGUCAGCUCGCUCCUCCUGGAAUUCGACCUCCACCUAUCCACCGACCGUUCCUCCGUCGCCGUUGACCACUUCAACUACGACACGCUUUCCGCUUCCGAAAAGCACGAUGUCCUCCUUCUCGAGCGCCCUGGCAAGCUAAGACCAGACACCAAGGAUUUCUUUGGAGGCAAGGGUGUUCUCGCUCUUCCAAACUCCAGCCCUCACACGCUCGGUGACAACUCCCUGCUUGCACCUAUUCUGCGAGCUCCCGUCACAGCCUACAGCUACAACCCGAAGGAGGAAGUGGGUUCAGUUGAAGAGGUCUUUGCUACCGGUUCCCAAUUGGCACUGGCGUCAACCAUGCAGGCCAGGAACUCCGCCCGCUUCACACUGUUAGGUUCCGUGGAGAGUCUCCAGGAUAAGUGGUUCUCCGCAACCGUAAAGGCACCGGGUGGUAAAGACGCUGAGACGGCCAACCGAGAGUUCGCCAAGCAAUUGACUGCGUGGACAUUCAAGGAAACUGGUGUUCUCAAAGUUGGUAACAUUGAGCACCACCUUGCCAAGGACGAUCUCACACCAGAGGACCUGAACCCUAGCAUCUACCGGAUCAAGAACGAAACCGUUUUCUCGAUUGAGAUUUCGGAAUAUAGCUAUGAUGGGUUCGUCCCCUUCGAGGUCCCUGCCAACGACGAGCUCCAACUCGAAUUCACCAUGCUAUCCCCUUUCCACCGUCUCAACCUCCAGCCUAUCAAGACAACAGAAAACAGCACCACCUUUGGCACCCAGUUCACGGUUCCCGACCAACACGGGAUCUUCUCCUUCCGCGUAAAUUACAAGCGUCCGUUCCUCACCAGCAUUGAAGAGAAACACGAAGUCACCGUCCGCCACUACGCGCACAACGAGUAUCCCCGCAGUUGGAAGAUUAGCGGAGGUUGGGUCUGGAUUGCUGGUCUUUGGUCUGUUAUCGCAGGGUUCUUGGCCUUCGUGAUCAUCUGGCUCUACUCAGCGCCUACUUCCGCUGCUGCGGUGAAGAGCAAGAAGACGCAGUAG